UAAUCGAGCAUGCAUUGCACCAAAGUGGAUAAGUAUUUGUGCUUACAAAAGCAGUAAAUAAAUCGUAAAAAUAAUACCGAAAUGUUACAACCUUCUAAGCAGCAGAUACUGCGCCUCUACAAGCAUCUAAUACGGUACGGCAAUCAAUUGCAACUUACAGACAAGAACUACUUCUUGGGUCGCAUACGACGCGAAUUCAGAGAGGGUCGUGCACUAAGCGAUCCAGUACAAAUUGAAUUCAAUUUCAAGCGCGGCGAAACGCUUUUGCGAAAAGGGCGCAUCCUUUAAAUUGUUGCUGAACAGCGGCAAUGUUGCAACGACUGGUAGGAAGAGCUGCC
Molecule: messenger RNA, 338 nt
Organism: Bactrocera tryoni
Lineage: Eukaryota; Metazoa; Arthropoda; Insecta; Diptera; Tephritidae
Product: MIEF1 upstream open reading frame protein
Exons: 2
Coding region: 82-288 (68 amino acids)
Source: RefSeq, a predicted model, not a curated record